UAUUUUAGCCUUUCAAUAUAAAGUAACAAAUGUUUAAUUUUUGUAAUUUUAGUUUUAAUUAUUGCAAGUGAGUUUGAUAUUUAUUAGGAUCAGGAUAAAGAUAGAAUAUGAAGAGCCAUAUAAAAAAGAAGGAAAAUUAUAAACAUACAUCUCGCAAUCUUCCAACAACUAUUGAACACUUAAUAAAAAAUUAAUAUUAUUUUAUUUUAUCCACUCAAAUUAUUUUAUUUUAUAUGUACUCAACUAGCUGAUCUCUGCACACACUGAAAGCUGCCACACUUUUCUCAAUUUUAUGUUAUACACGUUGUAUUACUGCACUCACUUUUAUAAAUAUACAUCACCUACCAUGUAAAUAUACAUCACCUACCAUGCAGUAAUAAUACAGUUUCAUUCUCUCAAGUCUCUCUUGUUCCCUUUUCUCUAUGCCUCUCUAUCAACCUAAAGGAUUCUGUUCUUUUUUGCGUUGCGGUGGAGGCUGCAUUCUUACUUCUUGGGUUGCUGUUUCGAGAGUGUAGUGAGAAUCCUUGUCAAAUAGAAAAUCAGGGUUUUAGGUGGCCAUGAGAGGAGGAAGGAAGAAUUUGAAGAGGGCUAUAGAGGAAAAACAUGUCACGCUUCAAGAUGGGCAAAGCAUCAUGCAGGUGGUGUCUUUACGAGGCUCUAAUAUCAUUGAGGUCGAGGAUGCAUGUGGCAACAAAUCACUAGCUCUUUUCCCUGCCAAAUUUCGGAAAAGCGUGUGGAUUAAACUAGGGAGCUUUGUUGUUGUUGAUGUAACUAGAAAGGAAAAGGCUCUUGAAUCGGGUAGCAAGGUUGCAUGCCUUGUUUCUCAAGUUCUUUUCUACAAUCAAGUUCGAGAACUACAGAAAACUCCUGAAUGGCCUGAAAGUUUUAAAUCUGCAAUGGUUGAUGAAUUAAAUGAAACUUCUGCCUCCCAACAAGAGAAUGAGCUGGAGGACAGUGAUGAUGAUGGACUACCUCCAUUGGAAGCCAAUACAAACAGACUGAGACCUUUCGAGUUGCAAGCCGAUGAAGAUUCAGAGUCUUCAGAUACAGAUGAUUGAAUCAUAUAGUUAGAUUCCCAUCAUAUAUGAAUUAUUAUACUCAAGCUAAAACGGCUACGUAUGUGAAAGGAUGUUCUUGUCCUAUUUUUAUGUGCUGAUGCUAUCGAAGAUUUGCUUUUCA
Molecule: messenger RNA, 1179 nt
Organism: Vigna radiata var. radiata (mung bean)
Lineage: Eukaryota; Viridiplantae; Streptophyta; Magnoliopsida; Fabales; Fabaceae
Product: probable RNA-binding protein EIF1AD
Exons: 5
Coding region: 558-1058 (166 amino acids)
Biological process (GO): translational initiation
Cellular component (GO): nucleus
Molecular function (GO): translation initiation factor activity; RNA binding
Source: RefSeq, a predicted model, not a curated record